CCUGACGUCAGAGGCGCGCCUGAGCGCGUGAACAGCGGUAUCUAGGGCGGAAGUGCUUUCGGCGGAAGUGAUACCUCCGCUAAGCGUGGGUGGGAUGGCACCUGUGCGGCUCUUUCUAAGUCGGCUUCGAACACCCUUCAUUUCCAUGGCCCAGAAGUCACUCGAGGGCGUGCCCUCCUCCAGGGGCCUGCUCGCGGGGCGCGAGCCCCGAAGGCUCUCCAUCGAAGGCAACAUUGCUGUGGGAAAGUCUACCUUUGUGAAGUUACUCACGAAAACUUACCCAGAGUGGCAUGUAGCUGCAGAGCCUGUAGCAACAUGGCAGAAUAUCCAAGCUGCUGGCACCCAAAAAGGCCAAACUACCCAAAGUGUGGGAAACUUGCUGGACAUGAUGUACCAGGAGCCAGCGCGAUGGUCCUAUACAUUCCAGACUUGUUCCUUUAUGAGCCGCUUGAAAGUACAGCUGGAGCCCUUCCCUGAGAAACUCUUACAGGCCAAGAACCCCAUGCAGAUCUUUGAGAGGUCUGUGUACAGUGACAGGUACAUCUUUGCAAAGAAUCUUUUUGAAAAUGGUUCCCUCAGUGACACUGAAUGGCAGAUCUAUCAGGACUGGCAUUCUUUUCUCCUACAGGAGUUUGCCGGCCGGCUCUCCUUACAUGGCUUCAUCUACCUACAAGCUACUCCCCAGAUUUGUUUGAAGAGGUUGUACCAGAGAGCCAGAAAGGAAGAGAAAGGAAUUGAGCUGGCCUAUCUUGAGCAGCUUCAUGGUCAGCACGAAGCCUGGCUUGUUCACAACACAACCAAGCUCCACUUUGAGGCUUUGCUGAACAUCCCAGUGCUGGUGUUGAAUGUCAGUGAUGACUUUUCCGAAGAAGCAACCAAACAAGAAGAACUCAUCAGAAAGGUACAGGGGAGAGAGUGAAGAAUUUGGACUUUUGCUCCGGAGCUGAAGAGCUUGGCCAAAAGAAAGAAAGGGAGAGAACAUCAAGAGCCUAAAAGUUCAGCAUCUGACAUUUAGGGUUGGCCAUCCUGGCACUCUGGCCUACUUUACCCAGUGAAUUUCAGGCAACCUUUAUGUGAACAUUUCUGCAAGAAAGAAAGAAAAUAAUUUUUGUGCUGCUUGUCAAGCUUCAAGGACAAUUUAUGGUUAAGGAGGAAAAGUACGUGGUUCUAUAGAAUUGAAGUGCACCAUUCCAGGAAGCCCACAGGCCCAUGAUUCACUGGGAGAGGAUUUCCUACACUGAGCCCUUUACAGGUCUACAGGCCUCAGGAAAAUGAAUUUGGGACUUAGCAUGUACUGAAGACUGAAGAAAUCUGUUUCUGUCCUUUAUGCUUUGGGAAAAUAGUGUGAGACCGGUUUCUAAAAUAGGUAGUUUGGAAAAACUUCAGCAAUUUUUUAUCACCCUUUAAAAAAUUUUUUAUGGCUUUAUUAAUAUAUAACUCAGGGCCGGGGAUUUAGCUCAGUGGUUCUGCCACCUGCCUUGCAAGUGCAAGGUCCUGAGUUCUAUCCCCGGUACCAAAAAAAACACCUCAUACACCACACUAAUUCAUUCAUUUAAAGUGUACAAUUCAAUGAUUUUUAAUAUAGAGUUUUUACAACCUGCAUCAAAUUUUAGAACAUUUUAUCACUCCAGAAAAAAAGCCCAUACCCUAUCCUCCCUCUCCCCUAACCAAGAUUUCCCCUACUCCCAACCCUAUGCAACCACAAAUCUAAUUUCUAUCUCUAUAGAUUUACCUAAUGUGGAUAUUUCAUAUAAAUGGAAUUGUAUAGCUUGUAGUCUUCUGUGGCUUCUUUUAUUUAGCAUAAUAUCUUCAGGGUUUAUCUAGGUUAUAAUAUGUAUCAGUAUUUCACUUUUAUGACUAAAUAAUAUCUUAUGGGCAUUCCACAUUUUGUUUAUCUGUUCAUUAGUAUCCUUUAUUUUUUUAGCUCACAGUUUUGUUUUGGGUUUUUUUGGCACCGGGGAUCGAACUCGGGACCUUGUGCCUGCGAGACAGGCGAUGGAACCACUGAGCUAAAUUCUGGCCCUUUUAGUAUCCUUUAUUUUUUUAAGACAGGGUCUCACUGUGCAGUUCAGGACUCGAACUUGCAGUGAUCCUCCUGCUUUAGCCUCCCAAGUGCAGGGAUUACAGGCAUGUACUGCUACACCCAGCUGAUAUGUUAUUUUUAUUACAGCCAUUCUAAUAGAUGUGGGAUGGUAUCUCAUUGUGGUUUUGAUAUACAUUCUUCUGAUGGUGAAUGAUGCUGAACAUGUUUAUGAACUUACUGAUCAUUUGUGUACCUUAUUUGAUAAAGUACCUAUUCAAUUCC
Molecule: messenger RNA, 2305 nt
Organism: Heterocephalus glaber (naked mole-rat)
Lineage: Eukaryota; Metazoa; Chordata; Mammalia; Rodentia; Bathyergidae
Gene: Dguok
Product: deoxyguanosine kinase
Biological process (GO): nucleobase-containing compound metabolic process
Cellular component (GO): mitochondrion; cytoplasm
Molecular function (GO): deoxyguanosine kinase activity; ATP binding
Source: RefSeq, a predicted model, not a curated record